AAUAGCAGAAAGAUAUCAGCUUUAGUAAAGGCAGAAAAUACUUUACAAAAACAUGUAUUUGAUUAUUGGUAUUUAUCUACAAGUCUAUGUAUGAUCCAGUCUGAUGGUCGUGGCAACUCGUGUUGUGUGUAUUUUGCUUAUCACAUGCCGUCUUGAGCAGUUCCCGUAUCCUUCUCCUUCCUCCACCGAGGGCGGUCGGUUCUGACGACUCCCUCUCCCCGCUCCGGGAAUUCCUCAUACCAACGAGCAAAGCAGCCAAGAUGGACAUUGUGAAUCAGUUGGUUGCGGGCGGACAGUUCAGAGUCCUCAAAGUUCCCCUGGGCUUCAUCAAAGCUCUAGAAUGGAUCUUUGCCAUCUUUGCAUUCUCAACAUGUGGGAGUUACUCUGGGAUGUUCAAGAUGAGUGUGGAGUGUAAAAACAGGACCGAGAGCGACCUGAGUAUAGGGGUGGAAUUUGAGUAUCCUUUCAGGCUUCACCAAGUAUACUUUGACGCCCCGACCUGCAAGGGGGGUCCACCCGAGCGUCUCUUCCUGGUUGGUGACUACUCUUCCUCAGCAGAGUUCUUCGUCACCAUCGGUGUGUUUGCCUUCCUCUACUCCAUGGCUGCGCUCAGCGUCUACGUCUUCGCCCUGGAGAAGUACCGGGAGAACAACAAGGGACCACUCAUCGAUUUUGGCGUGACGUGUGUGUUCACCUUCAUGUGGUUGGUCAGCUCAGCUGCGUGGGCUAAGGGCCUGUCGGAUGUCAAGGCGUCCACGGACCCUGAGAAGGUGGUGGAUCUGAUCUCAGCCUGCGACGAGGAGGGGAACCUCUGUCAUGAAGUUCACGACCCCGUCAUGUCUGGACUCAACACCUCCGUUUGUUUUGGCUUCAUGAACCUGGUCUUGUGGGGAGGAAACCUGUGGUUCGUCUUUAAGGAGACCGGCAUCAUCGCCCCCUUCAUGCGCGCCCCUCCUCCCCAGGAGAAGCAGCCCGCCCCAGACUCGUACGGCCAGCAGGCGGGGUACGAGCAGGACCCUUACGCCAGCGCCCAGGGGGACUACAAGCCAGAAUACAACCAGCAGCAGCAGGGCUACAACCAGGAGGGCGGAGAGUAUGGACACACACCCACCUCCUUCGCCAAUCAGAUAGAGUCAGCAGAGUGACGGGGGGAGGAGUGUGGUGCCUGGAAACUACAGUACCCACAAUGCCGCACUCCUUCCUGUGUGUCUGUUUGUGCAUCUAUCUGUGUGCUGAGUAAAUGGGGGACGGGGGGAGAGUUACCUAAACAUAAAGAAGUGAGGGAACAGGGAGGGGGAGAGAUUAGAUGUUAGUUAUUGUGGUGAAAAAAAGAGAGAAUAUAAACUUGAACAUAGUACCAUAUGAAAAAUGUUAUUAUAAAAAUACAUCUAUUUAAAAAUGGAUUAUAAUGUUGACAAUAGUAAUAUUAGAUUGUUGAGAGAAUGUAUUCGUAUGUGCUGUAUAGAUAUCACUAUGAACAACUAUAUAGACAAACAUUUUGUAAUGUUAACUAUUCUAAUGUUCAGAUUCUGAGUUUAGUAAAUUAAUCAUUUGUAAACAAUAAUUCUGCCAAACACUAAUUCCUCCUCCGUGCAACAAUAUGUACUUUAAAAAAAUAUAUGUUUUGAUACAAUUGUAUUUUAUUCAUCUGCUUGUUCUGUUGUGUCUCUUGGUUUUGUACAUCGGUUGGAUUUACAGAACAUCAAGGCAGUUUCAUUAUAUAGGCUAUCUCUCACUCUAUCUCUCACUCUAUCUCUCACUCUAUCUCUCACUCUAUCUCUCACUCUAUCUCUCACUCUAUCUCUCACAGUGAAAUAAAUCAAACAGUAGACCAAUACGUUUCUUUCCUCAGUCUAAAGCUAUAAGAACUGUGUUGAACAUGUAAAGUCCAUACAUCCCAGUAGGAAUACAGUAAAAUUCAUGCAUCCCCACUAGGAAUACAGUAAAAUUCAUGCAUCCCCACUAGGAAUACAGUAAAAUCCAUGCAUCCCACUAGGAAUACAGUAAAAUCCAUGCAUCCCAGUAGGAAUACAGUAAAAUCCAUGCAUCCCAGUAGGAAUACAGUAAAUUCCAUACAUCCCACUAGGAAUACAGUAAAAUCCAUGCAUCCCAGUAGGAAUACAGUAAAGUCCAUACAUCCCACUUGGAAUACAGUAAAAUCCAUGCAUCCCAGUAGGAAUACAGUAAAUUCCAUGCAUCCCAGUAGGAAUACAGUAAAUUCCAUGCAUCCCACUUGGAAUACAGUCAAAUCCAUGCAUCCCACUUGGAAUACAGUAAAAUCCAUGCAUCCCAGUAGGAAUACAAUCAAUUCCAUGCAUCCCAGUAGGAAUACAGUAAAAAUCCAUGCAUCUCAGUAGGAAUACAGUAAAUUCCAUGCAUCCCAGUAGGAAUACAGUAAAUUCCAUGCAUCCCAGUAGGAAUACAGUAAAUUCCAUGCAUCCCAGUAGGAAUACAGUAUGAGCUACUAGAGAAGCAUGGUUGAAUGUUCCGUCUAGUACUCCUGUUCAUGUUAAAUUGGUAUUUUAUGCAAGUUGGUUGGUUAUGAGUGUGAUCCAGACUGAGAUAAUCAGCUGUGCGUUGAGAUGAUGUUUGGGCAGAUGGCUAUGUUAAUUUCUAUCCCAUAGCAAUACAGUACACCUCUCUCUCUCUCUCUCUCUCUCUCUCUCUCUCUCCCUCACCCUCUCUCCCUCUCCCCAUCUCUCUC
Molecule: messenger RNA, 2704 nt
Organism: Oncorhynchus tshawytscha (Chinook salmon)
Lineage: Eukaryota; Metazoa; Chordata; Actinopteri; Salmoniformes; Salmonidae
Product: synaptophysin-like
Exons: 7
Coding region: 261-1145 (294 amino acids)
Cellular component (GO): synaptic vesicle membrane; presynaptic active zone; synaptic vesicle
Source: RefSeq, a predicted model, not a curated record